UACCCAGCAGAAAUCUCAUGUGACUUUAGUCAGCUGUCUUCUUGUGUGGCUCUGUCGAGCGGAUUGGAUUUUCGGAUUAUUGCACUCUGUGCCAUUGAAUUGGACUCAAAAUGGGUUUCUCGUUCAUCCCCUUCAUCUUCUUCACGGCGCUGUGGGCGGUCGUGGGCAUUGUUCUGCCCUUUGUCGUCCCAAAAGGGCCAAACCGAGGGAUCUUCCAGCUGGUUCUUAUGUUAACAGCAGCAACAUGCUGGAUAUUCUGGCUUUGUUGCUACAUGGCACAAAUGAACCCCCUCAUUGGACCAAAACUAUCAAACAGGACUCUUAUGCUCAUGGCCAAGAACUGGGGUGGCAAAAUUCCCAACUAAAAGCCUUCUAAGUUUUCAAUUAUUUUAGGUUUCUUAUGUCAAAUUCUGUUGAAGAUUAAAUUGUUAUCACAUUCCAUCAUAGAUCCCCAGUGGGACACAAAUGUCACCGGUACUUAAAGUAUGAAUGUGUAUUGAAAAUUAAGAAUUUAUGCUUUCCCGUCUUUCUCAGUUUUGAAAAGCUUCAGGUAGCAUAUAUCAGCACAAGUUGGAUGUGGCAUUGGUCUGUAAAGUUACCUGUCACCUUCAUUCAUGUCAUGGUUAUUUUUCGUGUAAAUAAUAUUUCAUAUGUAUGUUUGUAUUUGUUUGUAAAUUGUAUUCUAUUAAUUCUAUAUAGUAGGUCUAGGCAGAUGGAUUUGCUUCCAUUUUAAGCCUUCUGGAAAUAUUUUAUUUAAAAUGUUGUAUUUUAAUGAGUAUUAAUUUUAGUUUCCAGAAAGCUAAACAAUGACAAUUUCCUGGCAUUUUAAAAAAAAUCUUUUGUUUACCCUCUGAUAUUGCUUGUACAAUGAUCAUUUCAAUUUGGUCCUUGUGAGAUAAUGUGGUGCUCGCAAAUUUACCUUAAACAUAUCUGUUGGUAUGCCUAGGCUACAAAGCAAUGGUAAUAAAUUUCUUUGAAAAGUAUUA
Messenger RNA from Thrips palmi, 986 nucleotides. Its product is annotated as V-type proton ATPase subunit e-like. Gene Ontology annotation, biological process: proton transmembrane transport. NCBI's taxonomy places the organism in Eukaryota, Metazoa, Arthropoda, Insecta, Thysanoptera, Thripidae. Gene Ontology annotation, cellular component: plasma membrane proton-transporting V-type ATPase complex; proton-transporting V-type ATPase, V0 domain. The transcript has 4 exons. Gene Ontology annotation, molecular function: proton-transporting ATPase activity, rotational mechanism. The coding region runs from base 111 to 365 and encodes 84 amino acids. The record is from RefSeq and is a predicted model, not a curated record.